Molecule: messenger RNA, 4376 nt
Organism: Terrapene triunguis (Three-toed box turtle)
Lineage: Eukaryota; Metazoa; Chordata; Testudines; Emydidae
Gene: ST6GAL1
Product: ST6 beta-galactoside alpha-2,6-sialyltransferase 1
Exons: 7
Coding region: 267-1526 (419 amino acids)
Molecular function (GO): sialyltransferase activity
Source: RefSeq, a predicted model, not a curated record
AGGUAGAGCAAUGUUUCCUAGCAUGAGGGCGGAGGCUCCUUUGGUGUAUCAGACUAGUUGGUGGGAAGCAUGAAAGUGUGGCUUGUGACCUUUAUUUGAAAUCUGCUCAUCAAUCUGACGUGUUGGAUUUGUAAGAGAACACAGCUUCUCACCAUUGUUAGAAAACCUGCAGAUACUUAAAAAUGAGCAGUAGUUGCUCUAACUCAAGUAUUAGCCAACAACAGGCCCAACAUCGUUAAUCACCUCAUUCUGAUGCACCAUACAUUAUGGUUCAUAUCAAUCUAUUGAAAAAGUGUGGACUCUUGUUAUUGCUUGUGGUUCUGACUAUUUGCUUGUGGGGGGAAACAAGAAAAGGCUACUAUGUUCCCUUCAAAACAGAAAGCAAAAGUUUUCAGAUUCCCAGAGCUCUGGGAAAAGGAGACGUACUUACAUCCCGACUUCUUUCAAGCAAAGCUGUCAAUGAGAAGGGCCAGUUAUCUGUUGCUUUGCUGGUCAAACUGGAUAAAGUAAAUGGCAGCAUCUCUCCAACCCCUCCAGGAAACAAUGCAGUGGCAAAGUCCAAGAAAUCAUUGCUCUCUGUGAAUGUCUGGAAUGAGGACAGUUCAUCAAAGAAUCUCAUACCCAGGCUGCGAAAGGUCAAAAACAAUUACCUGUCCAUGAACAAGUACAAUGUGACUUACAAAGGGCAAAGGAAUACUGCCAAACUCAGUCCAGAGAAACUGCUGUGCCAGCUCCGGGACAGAGUGAAUGUGACAAUGAUCCAUGGGUCAGACGGUCCGUUCAAUACCUCUGAAUGGCAGAUGUAUCUACCAAGAAAAAACCUCAGCCAAGAAGUUGGCCACUUCCGUCAAUGCGCUGUCGUGUCCUCAGCAGGAUCUCUGAAGUCCUCGCAUCUGGGACCAGAGAUAGACACCCACGAUGCAGUUUUGAGAUUUAAUGGGGCUCCUACCAUAGGGUUUCAGAAUGAUGUAGGGGAAAAGACAACAGUCCGCCUUGUUAAUUCCCAGCUUGUAACUGUCGAAGAGCAGAAGUUCCUUACAGAUACGUUGUACAAUACUGGAAUCUUAAUUGUCUGGGAUCCAGCACCUUAUCAUGCCGAAAUUAAUGAGUGGUACAGAAAACCAGAUUACAGUUUCUUUGCAAACUACAAGGUGUAUCGUACUAGACAUCCGGAACAGCCCUUUUAUAUCCUGAACCCAAAAAUGCAGUGGCAGCUCUGGGAUAUUCUGCAGGAGAACUCGCUGGAGGAAAUUCAGCCCAAUCCACCUUCUUCUGGAAUGCUUGGCAUUGUGAUCAUGAUGACCCUCUGUGAUGAAGUGGAUGUUUAUGAAUUCCUCCCUUCCAAACGACAGACAGAUAUCUGCCACUAUUACCAGAGAUACCACGACCGCGCCUGCACCAUGGGUGCUUACCACCCACUGCUGUUUGAGAAAAACUUGGUGAAGCACAUUAAUCAAGGCCAAAAUGAGUUAAUUUACACCCAUGGGAAAGUGACUUUGCCCGGUUUCAGAAACAUGCACUGUUAGCAACUCAACUUCUACUGUGCAUAGAUACUUCUGUUGAUUUUCAAGGCACUUUUAGAAGGAUACUGUUGAGAUUGUUAGGCCUAAACAUUGAUGUGCCCUGACAUUUCUUCCAUAAUGCACACCUUACACCCCUUAGGAUUCCUGUGAUGCAACUUCUCCGAUCUGUACAAUAGCAGAAAGCAUUACACAUCCUCCACCACAAUUAUCCAAUAUCUACUGUGUGAACUUCCAGUCAGAUUAGUGGGUCUGAGGGGCUGAGUACCUUCAGCUGCAAUUGGCCACCUGAGUUGUUUUCUAUGCAGUGUAAACCAACAUAUUGCUGGUGUCACUCCACUGAACUCAGUGGCAUUAUGCCAGCAGAAAAUCUGGCCCAUUUUAUAAAAGAAUGGCUAAAAAUAAUCCCAUAGUUCUGGAAUCUUUAAAGACAGGCCUACCAUUAUGGACCCACUGUGAAGGCUGCCUGUUAAGAUAGGCAGUAAUUCAACAUGUUAAAAUCUAUUACUUUAAUUAUAGUCCUAACGACCUCGAGAAACAGUCCUUUAUAGUCUGGAAUUGUGAUGGUGAUUCUGCCAAAUCAAGGAGGAAUUGUUCAGUGUCGAUUUAUUUUGAAAUUUUUACCUUUGUAAAAAUUAUGAUGUUCAGUGAAUUGCUAAAUUGAAUUUAAAUGUCUGGUGACCACUCAGUCCAGUUUGUUCAAUGUAACAUCCUGUUAGGGAAACAGGAUAUUUUAAUUCCAAAUCAUUUUGGGGAAGACUUUUGAAAGGCAUAAAUCGCAGUUUGCAACUGUAAUGGGGGUUGGUGCCUAGUUGCCAUUUGGGCCCUGUGAAAGUCUCCCCAUUAGUAAUUUAGGACAAUAAUGCUACAUAGUCACAGGCAACUAAAUAAGCCAUGGGGCUACUAGCCAGCCGCAGACCAGAUCUCCUCUUCUAGGUUUCAUCAGCUAUCCAAGUUGACCUCUGUUAGCUAUUCCUGACAUUCAGAUAGUGUCUCUCUCUCUCACACACAUACACCCUUUCCAAGUGCACAGAGAAUGAGCACAUUACACUAUCUCUUGAAAUAGCAGCUGGGAAGGGGGAGCUGCACUCUGCUCUUCAAGCCAGUGCAAAAGGGAGGUGGGCAGAGCUUUUUGACUCCUUCCUGCCCCCUUGAUGUGAUUUUUGUCCCCAGAGUUCAUGGAAGGAGUAGUCUUUUUGAUUUCCCCCAAUCAUAGUUUUUCUUUGGUCUGGGCAGUGGGUCACCUCGGUUUGUCUCCUUUCCCUCUGUUCACCUAUUCCAGAUCCACUAUCCCUUUUCUCAUGGUUCAGAUUCAUAGGAUCUUCGCUUCCAAGCUGAAGCCACCGGGUCACACUCUUCUGUUGUGUACACUGGUGUAACCCUACUCAGGUCCAUGGCAUUGUGCCUGUGUAACCAUGGCAACACCUGAUAGGAAGUACAAAUGCUCAACAAUUAAUAUGCUGUUUCAUGAUCCUACCUAUAUAUAUGACAAAGUUGAUAUUAUUUAACUUUCCGUCGGUAAUGUCAUGUAUCUGGUUUUGAGUGAUAUGGGUUUUAAUGGUUUUAGGUGUAAGAAGUAGAUGCUACUUUUGCUGUCCAUAAUAUGCAUCACUGUGGUAGGAAAACAGUUGCACAGCAACAGACUUUGUUCCCAUUGUGAAGAACCCAUUGGGUUAAAUUCUGCCUUCUGUUAAACUUGUAUGUCCCACUGGAUUCAUGGGAGAGCUUGGCCACCAUUGAUCUGGAUCUACAGAGGAACCCUUUCAUCCCAUGUGAAGACCAGUUGACUUUAGUAGGGCUCUGUGCAGAUCCAGUUGCGAGAUCAGGGCUUAGCCGAAUAAAGUCCUAGUGAGAAAAUUCGCAUCAUGGUACUUGUAAAAUGAGAAUUCCUAUUGCUUUUAAUAAAACCUUGUGAAGACAUUGGCUCAGAUUCUGAUCUCCGCAAACCAGUGUAAAUCUAGAGAGGCUACAGUGGAUUUACACCAGUGUAUACGAGAUCAGAAUCUGGUCCAACAUUUAAAUAAUGCUUUUUUAAAUUUCUGUACAGUUCUGCAAAGGCUGUGUCUGGGUAGUAGUGAGUUCCAAUCUGUAACUCAUUACCAAUUUCCAUUGUUGUGCAGAAUGAAACCAUCAAGCUAUUUUCAUUAAUUAUGUAGCAGUAUUUUAAAUUUUAAGUGGAAGUACCAAACUCAUCAUUUUUAAAAAUUUUCUGAACACUGAUCUUUUAAAAUAGUUUGAAAUAAUACUGAAGGAUCCAAAGAAGAUGUACAAUUUGUAAUAAAGUUUGUCUUUUUUUUAAAGAGGUGCUAUCUGUAUCAUUCUUAAAUUAAACUAACAUGAGGAUAUUAAAUGUUUAAUUUCUCUCCCCUCCUUUUCCUCCCUUCCAUUUAUGGGCUUGCAAAAGCUUGAGAGAAAGAAUAAUUCAGGAGAGACAUAGCAAACAUCCCCUCACCACUCUACGGUAUUACUCACUUAUAGAAAUCAAAGGAUGUAUUGGGGUGCUGCAAAUAAUGUGACAGUUCAGCCUGCCAAGUUGCAUCUUCAAUGAACAGGAGAAGGAAUUUGAAUCACGUUUAUUGCACAAUAUUUGCCUCCAGGUCAACAAGGAUUUUUUGGGACACUACAUAAAAACUUCAGCACACACAGGACUCAAUUUUCUCCUAGCGCCAUCUCCACCCCAGCCAAGAUGACAACAUAAUAUCAAAACAAGACAACACCACUAAGGUAAGACACAGCACUACCUGUUGGUGGAGGUGCUGCCUGCAUUGAUCAUUACACUGUCUUUGAACUCCAUUCUUAUACUGGACCUUGUAUGGAAGGGAGUACCUGUAACAUGGUGGCUUUUUAAAAAAUAAA